Penicillium argentinense is the source of this 3189-nucleotide messenger RNA. It is a transcript of the gene aof2, whose product is annotated as putative lysine-specific histone demethylase Aof2. Bases 1 to 3189 code for a protein of 1062 amino acids. NCBI's taxonomy places the organism in Eukaryota, Fungi, Ascomycota, Eurotiomycetes, Eurotiales, Aspergillaceae. The record is from RefSeq and is a predicted model, not a curated record. Gene Ontology annotation, molecular function: protein binding; oxidoreductase activity. The transcript has a single exon.
AUGGGCGUCGCGGGAUCAACCGAGGCAAUCCAGGAUCUGGAUACUACUACUAGUAGUAUCUCUGCGCAGUCUGGGGAUCGGGGCAAGCAGACCCCAACUGAUCAUCUGACUGUGCAGAAUGGUGUGCACACUUCUGAUGGGAUGGGGCAGGCGAUGCCGGUGCAGGCUCCGGCAGAAGACCUGGAGCCACCUACCAAGCGGAUUCGGACAUCUCGUGCCGCCCUUGCUCGAAUUCAGCCGUCGACCUCGAUAGAAGACCAGAAAGAUACAUCUCAUCUGGGUGCAAUGCCGCUGACACCCAUCUUCAACAUCAUGCAUGGAAUCAACAACACGCAUGGAGAAAUAUCUGGGAGCAGCAGUACUCCCAUCGAGUCUGCCGUGUCCAUGUCCCUUACCUCGUCAUACGAACCCUUAAAAUCGCUUUCUCCACCCACUACUCCCGGUCGAUCUACCUCUACCCCGGCCCACACUGCAGGUGUGAGUGUGCUGGAUAGCGACAAGAUCGAUUUGUCCAAAGUUCGACCGCGAUCCUCCAUCCCAUCACGACUUCCCCCAUACGUCUACGGUCAACAAUGUGUUGCCGCCGCAUAUGCAUCUCGGCUCGAUCCGUAUGCAUUGCACAGGAAGGAGCAGGAAGCACUGCAAGACCAACUCUGCCACGUGCACGUCACCAUCUACCUAAACAUCCGAAACGGGAUUCUGCGACUGUGGACGGUGAAUCCAAUGGUUGGUGUCACCCGGGAGGAAGCUCUCGGGUGCGCAAAAGAAUAUCGAUGGAUGAACCUGGCCUCGUUCGCAUAUGAAUGGUUGUCACGAAACGGAUACAUCAACUUCGGCUGCGUCGAGAUCCCCAUGCCUGCAGUGACCUUCAAACGCGGUCGACGCAAAGAAGGCCCCACCAUCGUGGUAAUCGGUGCUGGUGUAGGAGGACUUGGCUGUGCACGACAGCUUGAAGGCCUCUUUCAUCACUAUCGAGAUACCGAUGUGGUCCCGCGUGUCAUUGUGCUAGAGGGCCGGCGACGAAUUGGUGGCCGAGUCUACUCGCACCCACUGAAGAGCCUCAGAUCCGAGAUGCUACCACCCGGACUCACACCCAAAGCAGAAAUGGGUGCACAGAUCAUUGUGGGGUUUGACCAUGGCAAUCCUCUGGACCAGAUCGUGCGUGGGCAGCUAGCGCUCCACUAUCACUUGCUACGAGACAUCUCGACGAUUUACGACGUCGAUGGUGAACCGGUCCACGAAGUACAAGAUGCCAGGGACGAAAGGCUGUACAACGACGUGCUAGACCGGACGGGUGCCUAUCGAAUCAAAUCACUCGUCACUCCCACCGCGGAAGGUGAUCGUGAGAUGAUCGAUAAUGGCCGUGAAUCGACAGUGGAUGAUGGCCUCACUGUACGACAAUACGAAGAGGCACGCGCCGCAGGAACGAUCGAUUUACUCGUCCCCACCAAAAAGGUUCGCCGACGUCGCGGUGUCGGGCACAAAACUGCAGACCUGCAGACAAAUAAUGAGGUCGCAGCAGAGUUGAGCCCUUCCAGGGAGCAUCCUGCUGCUCUCACUUGUCAGGCCACGGGAUGGAAACUGAAUCCUGGCUGCUCCUCCCAAGACACGAUUAACCUCGAUUACAUUGCCAGUGUUUCGAGGAAACAGACUCUCGGGGCCGUGAUGGACGAAGGAGUGAAGCAGUAUCAGCACAUGCUCCCGUUGACUCCCAAAGACCUUCGACUUCUGAAUUGGCAUUUCGCCAACCUCGAGUAUGCGAAUGCAGCCAAUGUCGCCAAGCUCAGCUUGUCGGGGUGGGACCAGGAUAUCGGUAACGAGUUCGAGGGCGAACACUCAACAGUCAUCGGAGGUUACCAACAACUGCCAUACGGACUGUAUUCUCUACCGACAAAGCUCGAUGUCCGCACCAACAAAAUUGUGCAGAGAAUCUCCUACGAUGCAACCGGCUCUGGAAAGAGAUCGGUGAUUCAUUGCAAGGACGGAGAAAAGUUCGUGGCAGACCAUGUCGUGUACAGCGGCUCCCUUGGCACUCUCAAGCAUAACACCGUUCAGUUCGACCCCCCUCUUCCCGAAUGGAAAACCGGAGCAAUCCGACGACUCGGCUUUGGUGUAAUGAACAAGGUCGUUCUCGUCUUCGACAAGCCUUUCUGGGACACGGAGCGCGACAUGUUCGGUCUUCUCCGAGAACCACCCAACCCCGACAGUCUCUUGCAAGAAGACUACGCUGCGAAUCGCGGCCGAUUCUAUCUUUUCUGGAACUGCCUCAAAACCACGGGGCUGCCAGUUUUGAUUGCCCUCAUGGCAGGCGAUGCCGCGCAUCAAGCGGAAGUGACACCAGAUGCUGAGACCAUCGCCGAGGUCACCGGCCAGCUACGCAAUGUCUUCAAACACACUGUCGUUCCCGACCCCCUCGAAACCAUCAUCACCCGUUGGGCUUCCGACCCAUUCACAAAGGGCAGCUACUCCUAUGUAGCUGCCGAGGCUCUGCCUAAAGACUACGAUCUGAUGGCGCGAUCAGUUGGCAACCUGCAUUUCGCAGGUGAAGCUACAUGCGGCACACAUCCCGCAACUGUCCACGGAGCCUACCUUUCCGGACUCCGUACAGCCUCAGAUAUCAUCGAGUCUGUUAUCGGGCCCAUCGAGGUCCCCACACCACUCGUCCCAGAGAAGCAAAGCAACACCCACUCUCCAAACGACCCAAACACAGCCGUCGAGUCGAAACCCGAACCCACCCCCAUACUCACCACUCCCUCCCGCGUCUCGACUGACAAACGCCGCCGCGAAGCCUACGACCAGGCAAUGUGGACAGCCAUCUAUGCCGAAAUCGGCCAGAUGCCUCCCCGUCCACCGAAAGCCGGUCUGAACCCCUUCCUCCUAUACCAGAAGGACUUUUGGGCGAAAUGUCGCGAUCAAUGCGACGAGUCCCGCCGUGCAUCGAGCAAGAACCCCGCCGCCAAAGCAGGCCGCGAUGAGAUUCGACAUGCGCUGGGCCAGAUGUGGCGCAAUGCUGCACCGGCCGAGAAACAGCCAUAUCUCGAGCAGGUCGAAACGAACCGGCGCACAAAUGAUGAGUCCUGGGAGGCGUGGAAGGUUGUUGCUCUGGAGUGGGAGCGAAGGUCAUACGAAGUGAAGGAUCAGUGGUGCGCCGCUAAUCCGUUUGACCAGUGGGAGGCACCUCCUGAGUAG